CAGCUCCAAUGUCAUUGCCUAGGCGACCGGGACGCUACUAGAUUGUAGUGCGGUAAAUAACAUAGAUCCUCAAUCCCAGGCCGCUCCUGUCUGCGGGAGACCUCCGGGGGAACUCGAAACGCUUGGGGAGCCAGAGCAGAGUGAUUUAUCCUUUGUCAGACUCCCCCUCUGCGAAGAUGUCUGAGUCGUCUCCAGCCGAUGAAGGUACAACGUUUGAGCACCUCUGGAGCACACUGGAACCAGACAGCACCUACUUCGACCUCCCUCCAUCCAAUCAUGCAGGCAGCAGCGAGGUCUCCAACCGCACAGAGGUGACAAUGGAUGUCUUCCAGCUGAGAGGCAUGAACGACUCCGUGAUGUCCCAGUUUAAUUUGCUCAACAACAGCAUGGAUCAGAGCAUCGGCAGCAGAGCAGCCUCCACCAGCCCCUACAGCUCCGAGCACACCUCCAAUGUCCCCACGCACUCGCCCUACUCGCAGCCCAGCUCUACCUUCGACGCCAUGUCCCCAGCUCCCGUCAUCCCCUCCAACACUGACUACCCGGGUCCCCACCACUUCGAGGUGACCUUCCAGCAAUCCAGCACAGCCAAGUCGGCCACCUGGACAGUAAGUUGCAUGUCUUCUUCACUUCCCCGGAGAGAUGCUUGCUGCUCCAGGUUGGGUUUUCCGCCAGCCUGCUGCAGGCACUACUCCCCCCUGCUGAAGAAACUCUACUGUCAGAUCGCCAAGACAUGCCCCAUCCAGAUCAAGGUGUCCACCCCGCCGCCCCCGGGCACCAUCAUUCGGGCCAUGCCCGUCUACAAGAAGGCCGAGCACGUCACAGAGGUGGUGAAACGCUGCCCCAACCACGAGCUGGGCCGAGACUUCAACGACGGCCAGUCAGCCCCGGCCAGCCACCUCAUCCGGGUGGAGGGCAACAACCUCUCCCAGUACGUGGAUGACCCCGUGACGGGACGGCAGAGUGUGAUGGUGCCCUACGAGCCCCCGCAGGUGGGCACCGAGUUCACCACCAUCCUGUACAACUUCAUGUGCAACAGCAGCUGUGUGGGAGGAAUGAACAGGAGACCCAUCCUCAUCAUCAUCACCCUGGAGAUGAGAGAUGGCCAAGUCCUAGGAAGGAGAUCGUUUGAGGGACGGAUCUGUGCCUGUCCCGGCAGGGACCGGAAAGCCGAUGAAGACCAUUACCGAGAGCAGCAAGCCCUGAAUGAGAGCGCAGCUAAAAACGGCAAUGCCAACAAACGCACGUUCAAACAGAGCCCCCAGGGGAUCCCAGCACUGGGGGCGGGCAUUAAGAAACGGAGACACGGGGAGGAGGAGAUGUAUUACGUGCCUGUGCGGGGCCGGGAGAACUUUGAGAUCCUGAUGAAGAUAAAGGAGAGCCUGGAGCUGGUGGAGCUGGUCCCGCAGCAGCUGGUUGACUCCUACCGGCAGCAGCAGCAGCAGCUCUUGCAGAGGCAGAGUCAGCUGCAGACGCCUUCGUCCUACGGUCCUGUCCUCUCACCUAUGAACAAAGUCCACGGAGGAGGAAUCAACAAGCUGCCCUCUGUCAACCAGCUGGUGGGGCAGCCACCGCAGCACAGCUCCAGCUCGGCGCCCAGCUUGGGGCCCAUGGGACCUGGAAUGCUAAACAGCCACCCCAUGCAAACCAACGGAGAAAUGAACGGGGGCCACUCGUCCCAGUCCAUGGUCUCAGGAUCACACUGCACCCCUCCUCCGCCCUACAACCCUGAUCCCAGCCUCGUCAGUUUUUUAACAGGAUUGGGGUGUCCAAACUGCAUCGACUAUUUCACCUCACAAGGGUUACAGAAUAUAUACCAUCUGCAGAACCUAUCCAUAGAGGAUCUCGGAGCACUGAAGAUCCCGGAGCAGUACAGGAUGAUCAUCUGGAGAGGUCUUCAGGAACUCAAGCAGAGCCACGACUACGGGGCCCAGCAGCUCAUCCGCUCCAGCAGCAACGCCUCCACCAUCUCCAUCGGCAGCUCCGGCGAGCUGCAGCGGCAGCGCGUGAUGGAGGCCGUGCACUUCCGCGUGCGCCACACCAUCACCAUCCCAAACCGCGGCGGGGCAGACGAGUGGGCGGACUUUGGCUUUGACCUCCCAGAUUGCAAGUCACGCAAACAGUCCAUAAAAGAGGAAUUCACGGAGGGAGAGAUCAACUGAGGGUCUCCGGGGUGCGGCAGUAGAAGACCGGACACAGAGUUAAACGAACGGGUUGGGGGGGAACCAAACCCCAUAUGAGAAAUGGGAAAACACUUUCGGCCUUUAGCGUCUGGAAAAGUGUAAUUUUGCUGGACAGAUGG
Messenger RNA from Oxyura jamaicensis (ruddy duck), 2299 nucleotides. RefSeq names its product tumor protein p73 (gene TP73). Lineage: Eukaryota; Metazoa; Chordata; Aves; Anseriformes; Anatidae. Gene Ontology annotation, molecular function: protein binding; DNA-binding transcription factor activity, RNA polymerase II-specific; RNA polymerase II cis-regulatory region sequence-specific DNA binding. The record is from RefSeq and is a predicted model, not a curated record. Gene Ontology annotation, cellular component: nucleus. Gene Ontology annotation, biological process: regulation of transcription by RNA polymerase II; apoptotic process; protein tetramerization. Bases 177 to 2159 code for a protein of 660 amino acids. The transcript is spliced from 14 exons.